Messenger RNA from Xenia sp. Carnegie-2017, 2142 nucleotides. Its product is annotated as anoctamin-8-like. The record is from RefSeq and is a predicted model, not a curated record. Gene Ontology annotation, biological process: chloride transmembrane transport. The coding region runs from base 98 to 2044 and encodes 648 amino acids. The transcript is spliced from 12 exons. Lineage: Eukaryota; Metazoa; Cnidaria; Anthozoa; Malacalcyonacea; Xeniidae. Gene Ontology annotation, molecular function: chloride channel activity.
GUUGAUGAUUGACGAGCACUGUAAUUACGCUGACAAUUGCUGUAUUAAUCCCUCAAAAAAAAAUUUCGAUCGUUGACUAUUCUUAUCGGAAAAAAACAUGGAGUAUUCCGUUAAAUUUUCUGAAAAUUGUCCUAAGGAGCUACGUGCAACAAUACUCGAUUGUUUUAAGUCUGCAGGAUUAAUAUGCGAACUAGUAAACGAAGACAAAAAUAUAGUUCACGUUUCAGCUACAUUCAAGGCAUUGGUUGAUCAGGCCAUGAAGCUAGGGAUUUGGACAGCAAAGAAAGGAAAGGAUCCACUGAUAUUGCAAGAAAUGUCAGUGGACCAACUUGAAGAAUUUCAAGACAUUGAAAAUAAAGAAACUUUCUUCUCCCCAGCAGAGAAAUCACAACUUGUUUAUUCCUGUAUUAUUGGCAUCAGCAAAACGUCUGUACCACUGUCAAAGUAUAAUGUUGGAUUAUGUGGGAUUGAGGAGAGUUUAGUUGUUGCUCUGCAACACAGUGAAAUUCAGAUCAUCAGGGAAGUUCAGGCACUUCAUAUCAAGGAGGAAAAAGAUCGACUGUGGUGCAAAAUGAAAGAAAAUUGGUUUGAAUGUCCAGCAAAUGAUAUCCGAAAUUACUUUGGCGAAGAAAUUGCAUUUUACUUUGUGUGGAUGUCGUAUUUCCGAUUGGCGUUAUGUAUCCCUUCAGUGUUGGGCAUUUUUGUGUAUUUUUGGCGAAAUCCUGGCAUCACCGUUGAUGAUAAUUUUCUCCUUCCAUUUUACGCGCUUUUUAUCGUCAUCUGGGCUGUUUUCUUUAUCGUUGUAUGGCGAAGGCGCGAAGCUGAAUUGUCCUAUCUUUGGGGCACGUAUGUUUACCAAGACGAAUGUGAGAUUAGGCCGGAAUUCAAUGGUGCAAUACGAAUUAGUCCAGUUACAGGUAAACUUGAAAAAUACUUUCCCAGGUGGCGCCGUUGGUUGAGAUAUCUUGCCAGCUUUCUAUUUACGAUGCCAAUGUUGAUGGUUGCUGUUGUUGCUAUGAUAUGUUCUCUUAAUCUCAAUGGAUACAUUAAAGACAAACAUAGUCCCAUCUACUUCUCAUCUCUGGCUUAUUAUGCUGAACCGGGUCACAUAUUUGCUGGUGAUAAUCCAUAUCACGGCUAUUUAAUCCCAACAGUUGCUCACUCAGUGGUAAUCAAUAUCUUCAACACGAUCUAUAGAAAAAUUGCCAGUCGCUGUACGGAUUUUGAAAAUCACAGGACAGAGUCUGAGUGGAGAAGAUCGUUGAUUGUGAAACGUUUUGCUUUCGAAGCCUUCGACUGUUUCCUGCCGUUGUUUUAUAUUGCUUUUUAUCAACUGAAUGUUGUUAAUUUACGCAGGGAACUCGUUGGUCUGUUUGGAGGAGACGAAAUACGAAGGCUGGUCGUGGAGACCAUUAUUCCAUUCGCGACCGAACAUUUUUCCCAAUGGCGAAUUAAAAGACAAUUCAAGAAGAUAAAUAAAAUAUCCCAAGUACAAGAACAGGAAAUAUCCGACUCCGUUCUCGAAGAAUACGACCAAUUCGAUGAUUACUUGGAGAUGGUCAUGCAGUUUGGAUAUAUAACAUUGUUUGCAUCAGCAUUUCCACUGGCAUCUGCUAUCGGCGUUUUAUUUUUGUUCAUCGAAAGCCGUUCCGAUAUGUUCAAACUACUUUUUAUAUAUCAACGACCCAAAGUUAUGAGGACAUGCGAUAUAGGUGUUUGGUACAAUGUCCUUUGGUGUAUGAUAGCUGUUUCGAUGUUAACCAAUACUGUAAUAAUGGGUUUCUCCUCCGAACAGCUUGCCGAAUGGCUUCCGUGGAUGUACGAAACAGCGGAUGAUGGCGACCAGUAUAUUAAGCUGGGAUAUGGCAGGUACAUAGUUGCUUCAGUUUUUGCUUUCGAACAUUUUUUGAUCCUGUCUGCGUUGUUUAUCACGUGGUUUAUUAACACUCAACCUAAGUGGGUUCGGAUUGCCAAGGCCAAGGAAGAACAUCAGAAGAAACUGGAAGGAGAGAUGGCGAUACUACAGACCAAAAAACUGCAGUAGGUAAUAUACGUGCGCAGCUUGUGUAACAUAUAAUAAUAAUCAAAUUUAUUGAAAAUAGAGUUAUUUGUAGUAAUUCUAACUAAGGAAAUUGACGUACA